UCGUUCGGUACGGACGGUUUGAUACGGGUUUUGAUCUGCAUCCGGUCGUUCCCCGAGACUACGUGGAUUUGGGUUCCAGCUGCUGGUCCUUACGGGAUUGGGACGUGUUCUCUGGCUGGUGCCUGGCGCUGGUCAGAUAUGUCACAGUAUCACGAGCGGGAUCCAUGUGGGAUUGAUGCUGAUUAAAUUAAUGUUCGAACUCCGCGAUAUCCAAUUUGUCACGUGCCGGGGAGUGGCACCGAAUCCGCUCGGAACGAGUGUUAAAAUAUAUGCCGGAUAGAUUGAUAGUAAUGGGAUAGUUUUCGAAGGUGAUUUGCGUUGUCCUCUUUCGGUCGGACCACGAUAGGGAUUUAAAUCGAUGCGGUGAUUUAUGGGGUAUAGAUAACGGCUUUGUAGACCAAACAAACGCGGCCCGUGGAUUACGUGGGGUGGAUGGGCUGCGAGUAAAAAGUAAUUUCAUCAAUCCGUUCGCAAUCGACUCGUGAAUGUUUAUUGAAACAAUUGAGUGACAGUUUUUUCGGUCUCACCAAAAUUAGUUUUACCCCGAAGGGAGUGUAAGGCAUCCAAUAUAACAAAGCACUGGCUCUGGUAAUUUUAUCGAGCUACCAUCAGUUCCAGUUUGUCGGAGCUUUUGCAUUGUGAUUUAUUUUUAAUUAUUUUAUGUGCACCUUUGGCCAGAUUAAAAAGGUUUUUUUUUCCUGAGUGAGGUUUAAUAGUUCUUUUUUGUUCCGUCGUAAAGUGGAGUGCGGCAAAUGUACGUGUACACAAAGGGUUCGGUUCGCUUCGGUGACUUUUGACCAUAUCAUCUGAACACAAAAAAGCACAAAGUCAUACCCAUUAAACACAAACUUAAACGGGUUGAGUAGACCUUCGGUUACAUCUGACUGGCUGCUGUUUCCGGCCCAGAGAAACUUUCCUCCAUUAAAGCAGAACCAGCAGAGAGAGGAAUCGGAAACACCACCAGCAAAAAAAAAGGUGUUGAACUGGUCGAAUCUUUUCCAGACUGGUAAAAGACUGGUCGUGCGAAACGUUUUUUUGUCGUAGGCGAGACUUUGCGAGUUUCUAAACUCUGACCCACACUCUUGAAGUGCGAACCUUAUUUUCUCACGCAAAUGGGAACACUUUUGUGAGGGAUUCACUGUUGCCCGCUGAGAGGAUUUGGUGCAUUCGGUGGUAUUUCGAAUGAAGUGGAAUGUCUAUUUUUGGAUGAUUGAAUGAAACCAAUGAACUGAAAAAGUGUUCGAGUGCCGGAGGGUGUUCUGUGUUUUGAGGUUCAGCGAGUUCGUUGUGUUUUGGUGGAUGAAUUAGUUCUGGUUUUUGGGUUGUGAUAUGGUGUCUCUGUGUGUUUGUUUUUACUGUUUUUGAUGCGUGACUGAUUUGCGGUUAUAAUGAGUGAUGAUAUUAAUAGCACAUUCAGCACAUGUAUUGAAUAAUUGUUGUGCUUAAAGAGGAACCAUCACCACAUUGAAGAAAACCCGCUAUCGAGUGACAUAUAAGGCAGAGAUCAGAUCACUUUCGGAAUGAUGAUUGAAAUCGUCUUCACCGGUGAAAGCUGCCAAUCGAGAAGCUACCACCAAUUUGUGUCGCACCCAGUGGAUCGGAAACAGCCACGGAAAAAGUGCUUGUGAAUCGUUUUUCACUCUCCAUUGUUCGCUGCGGACAUCGUCCAGCUUCGCCAAACGGAAGCAGGUGCUGACGUAUCACAGCCGGGAUCAUCCGAUUAAUUGAAAGCAACCAGCGCAACCAAACUCCGAAUAGUCAAGCCGGGUACGGGGAUACUGCAAACGUCAACAAGGGAAACAUCAACAACAACAACAACAACCACAAACAUCCUUGCACACACCCACACCCACACAGCCACGCCGUUCGUGCAUGUUGUCAAUUAGCAAAUUGCGUGCAGCCUUCCAACGACACGAGAAGUGAUGCAAGGAUCAACAUAACUAUCGCUUUGCAGUGUGACCUUGGUGCGAAAGUGUUCACCACGGCACCGGUCGACGCCUCUGCCACUUUCGACGCCAAAUACCGCGUAACGUGAGUGUUGUGUGCGUGUGUGUAUGUGUGUACGUGUGUGUGGGUGGGCACCCGUGUGACCCCAAUCGAUUGAAGAUUGUGUCGCCAACGGCCAAUCAGUGUUGCCACCGGGGCCGAGAUCGUGGUAAUCCGAUUCGCGCUUCCACACCAGUGAACGUAAUCCUGAGGCAACCGGGAGCGCGAUUGAUUGCGCGAGCCAUCGACGUAAUUUCAUCGUCGGCAUCGUCAGCGUGACUAUUUAGCGAGAUUAGCAGCCCCUCGGAGCGACAGCAGCGACCAAACACGCACAAGCAAGAUGACCGACAUCAUUCGAAGGACGACUUCGAUGCCCAUCACCACCACUCUGUUGCUCCUGCUGACGGUGGUAACGCUGGUCAAUAUGCAGCUCAUCUCGGGCAUGAAACGAUGCCCGGCAGACUGUGACUGCAGUCUGGAUCAAAGAGGGCUCUAUCAGACGGCCUGCACAAAAGUGGAAUGGAGGGCGAUUCCGGUGCACGACUUCGACCAGGCGGUUGAGGUUAUCCUCAUCCACGGGUCGAAAAACCCGCUCACAAUCGGACCCAUCCUGCAAACUUUCUCCAGGCUGGAAGUGCUGAAAAUAACGAACGCAAACGUUCCCGCCAUCGGGAUGAACUCCUUCUGGGGCCUGGUCAAACUACGCGCGCUGGACCUCUCCCGGAAUAACAUCACCCAAAUCAUCGUGGACAACUUCCGCGGACAAGACAAUCUACUGGAGCUGGAUCUGUCCAAGAAUCGAAUGGAACGGAUCGCCAGCGGAACGUUCGGACACCUGAAGAGUCUUAAAUCACUGAAUCUGGCGGACAACUCAAUCAACGACCUGAACGCUCGACUCUUCCUGCACCUGGCGAAGCUCAAACAUUUGGAUCUCAGCCGAAAUCCCAUCGACGAUCUCCCGCCGGAGGUGUUUAAGGACGUUCAGGAAUUGAAGGUGCUGAAGGUGCGUGGCUGCCAACUGUUGAACGUGAAUCCACAGGUGUAUAAUAUGCUGACACAUCUCUCCGAGCUGGAUCUGGGCCAGAACCAGUUCACCUACUUUGAACGCUCGGAAUUCAAGGACCUCAAGCGUCUUCGAGUGCUGCGCCUCGAUGGCAAUCAACUGUCAGUCGUCGUCGACAAACUGUUUGAGUAUCAGAAGGGACUCAACUUUCUAGAUCUCUCAUUCAAUCGGUUGGCGAAAAUCUCCGAGAAGGCGUUCGACAAUUUAUCGAAUCUCACAUAUCUGGAUGUAUCGUACAAUAAAUUAUCGCGCAUCGAGCCGGAAUGUUUGGAGCCGGUGCCACGGCUGCAAACGUUCAACAUCAGCGGCAAUCUGCAGCUGGAUCUGAUGGAAGUGGCUCCCACCUUCCAGGUUAUUCAUAAUAUCAGCACCCUGGCGGUGGCCGAUAUGGGACCGCUCCCGAUGAAGCUAUUCGGACCCUUCAAACAGCUGCGGGCGCUCAAUCUUUCCGGGAACCACAUCGACAACAUUACACUGCAGAUUAUCCAACCGUUGUCCCACUUGGAGCUGCUGGAUUUGUCUCGCAAUCAGCUGUCCGGCAUCGAGGACCACUAUGCCACCCAGUUGGCACGAAUCAGCGACCUGCGGAUGGAGAAUAAUCCACUGAUAUGCGACCGGUGCCACAUGGGGUCGAUUAUCGACAUGUCCAGCGAGCUGCCCUGGAGCGAGAAGCCGGAGUGUUUUCUGCCGGAGCGGUUGAGGGGCAUCCGGAUCGAUGACCUGGAGCACAUCAGCAUCGAGGACUGCAUGGAGGUGAUCGUCGACGAGGACCACGAUGCGGCCAGCACUUCGCACAACUUUCUGGAACAAGCUGGAAGCGCUAGCGUUCUUGCCUUCUGCGGCCUGAUACUGUUCAUCGUGCUGGCGAUAGUGGUGGUAUCGAUGGCGAUUGCCCUCUCCCGGCACCGGGCGAGAUACUACACGCACGAGGACAAACGGGACGCCAUGAUCGAGAAGAACAGCACCGAAACCUCGAUCCUCACCGCCGGCAGCGAGAUCAAUUUCAAGUUCCCGUACACCGAUCGAGUUUGCACGAUCGACGAAAUGUGCAUACCGCCACCAGCCCCACCGCUACCACCCGGCAAGCAGGCCGGCGGCAACGUAAUCGAGCGGUUCGAUUAACGAACGGAGCCCGAUGAUGGGCCGUCCGCUGCCGGUGGUGAUGGGGCUGGUACAUCCGAGUCCACCACCAUCACAACAACGGUGGCCAUCAUCGGAGGUGACGAUUCAUCGGCGGCUUCGCUCGCGGGCAUCCGGACAUCGUCCAGCGUGAUCACCACCAGUAGCAGCUUGGGAAGCAGCAGCAGCACCUGCGGAACCGGAGCGGUUCCCCUUCGUGGUAUUUUAAGGAAAUCGAAAGACGUGUUCUAGGAGCACGCUUCCGCACCUGAUGAGGAGACCCCAAACCGGCGGUCACAAAACAGUGUACAUAGCCCUGUGAGUUUGUAUUUAAGAACCCCUAGCCCGUAAGCGCGUGUGUGCGUGAAUGAAGAAUCUUCGGGAGCGUUUGUGUGAGAAAACUUCGAUUUAACUCGACUAAUUGUAAUUAGCCAUUAAGGGUUGUUUUGCUGGGAAGACUAUAAUGCCGACAAUGAUAAAACGAUUGCUUGAGUGGGGCAAUUUGUAAAUACAUGUACAACCGACACAGUAACAUCCUCUCUCCCCCCACUUCCAUUAGUCGUCUCAAUGUCCCUUCCCCUCUCCCCCUCCAAGGAUACGUUUUUAGUAGGAGAGCCGCGGGGCUCUCAAACACACACUCGGAUUAGUGUUUUAGCCGGUAGCAAAUGGAAAUGUUUCUCCGUAUAUAAAUCGUAAGCAGCUCCGUUGGAAAUAAGCAAGGCACAGAAGCAGAGCUAUUCAGCUGCACAAGAUAAUAGGAUUAUCAUUUUCACCCUCUAAGGGGAAGGAAUCCAGUUUUGAAUAAAAUGAUGAUGAAUUAGGUGGAUGGCAAAGCCCGAUUUUUGAAUGAUAUGCGAGAUUCGAAAGACAAGCGAAGAUGAAAGGAAUUUAGUCUCGAAUUAGAAUUGCCUGUUUAUUCAGUACAUUUUGGAGAUAUCAAUAAAAAUGACUUUGUAUGAA
Toxorhynchites rutilus septentrionalis is the source of this 5128-nucleotide messenger RNA. Its product is annotated as toll-like receptor 3. Gene Ontology annotation, molecular function: protein binding. The record is from RefSeq and is a predicted model, not a curated record. Lineage: Eukaryota; Metazoa; Arthropoda; Insecta; Diptera; Culicidae. The transcript has 14 exons. Bases 2327 to 4171 code for a protein of 614 amino acids.